Trypanosoma grayi is the source of this 468-nucleotide messenger RNA. RefSeq lists its product as hypothetical. Lineage: Eukaryota; Euglenozoa; Kinetoplastea; Trypanosomatida; Trypanosomatidae. Bases 1 to 468 code for a protein of 155 amino acids. The record is from RefSeq and is a predicted model, not a curated record. The transcript has a single exon.
AUGAGCCUCGAAGACCGCGGCGUCGUCUCGCUCUGGGAGGGUGAGUGGCCGUGGCUCAAGUGGUGCGUGACGACCACGCGGCAGUGGGUGUGGCUGCUCGGCGCCGUGCUGGGCAACGUCUUUGACUUCGCCGGCUACCUCGCCACCGCAAAAAUGUACACAGCGCAGGCCGACCGCUUCGUCAUGAAUCAGACGUCGAUGGCCAGCGAGCAACUCCGCACGCGUCGCUGGAUUCUGCCGGCGGCGGGCAUCAGCGCCACGAGCGUUUUUGUGGUUGUGAAGAGUGCGCCCUGGGGGGCGUACCGCGCAUUUCGCAACGGUGCCGCCACAGCUGCGCUACUCACGUGCUUCUUGUUCCCGCGCGAGAUUGUCGCCACCACUGACUCCAUGUUGCCGUUCAGCACGGCCGGCUGGCGCAAUAAUGGGUACAGUGGCGGCGGGGGCACGGAUGCUGGGCCGAGUGCCUGA